GAUACCUUCAUAUCAUGUCCCGUUUUUGCGACUGUCUUUAUCCAUUCACUCCAAAAUGCGUUCGAAGAUACUCCGCGUUGGCAUCAUAGGGUGCGGCGAGAUCGCCCAAGUCGGACACAUCCCUAUCUACAACUUCCUCAACACCAAAUUCCGAACGACAUACCUCUGCGACGCUUCACACGAUGCGCUCAGCCACUGCGCCAAAAUGGUACAGGGCGGAGUACCAAAGACGACAACCGAUCCGGAGGAACUGUGUUCAUCGCCUGACGUGGAUGUUGUGCUGAUCUGCAAUGGCGACGAGGCGCACGUCAUAUGUGGAAUUUUGGCCCUCAAAUAUGACAAGUGGUGUCUUAUUGAGAAGCCGCUUGCUCUCUGCUAUCGGGACGUCUAUGCUUUGAUUGAUGCGGAAAAAGAAUCGAAAGGCAGGGUGUUUGUGGGUACUAUGCGUAGGUACGCGCCGGCUUUUCUCGAGGCUGUGGACGAGGUGAAGAAGAUGGGUCCCAUCCUCUACGCGCGUGUAAGAGCUAUCAUUGGACCCAAUUCGAACUUCGUGUCUCAAUCUACGACCUAUCCGCGGCUAUUCUCCGACUUUACAGACGGAGAUAAGAAGCUAAGAGCGCAACGCGAGAAGGACAUCGUAGAAACUGCGCUGAGAGAUGAAUUCGGGGUUGCCGUUACGGAAGAGUCGAUAAAGAUGCUGCGAAUGCUUGGAAGCCUGAACACUCACGAUCUUUCUGCGAUGCGAGAAAUAAUCGGCAUGCCCAAGUCCGUACUGGGAGCUUGCCUUGGCCUCCCUGGCAUAUACAGCGCACUAUUCGAAUACGACGGGUUCUCGGUAACUUUUGAGUCCGGUAUCAACGCCGUACCCACGUUUGACGCGCACAUUGAAGUCUACGGCGAAGACAAAAUCGUCCGUGUCGACUACGACACGCCGUACGUCAAAGGUCUUCCAGUCACCAUAACGAUCCGCGAGAAGAUCGAUAGCAGACCAGGGCAGGAUUCCUACGGCUUCUCCGAGCGCGUCGUCAGAAGAACUUACGAAGAUCCGUAUACGCUAGAAAUGCUCGAAUUCUAUGAAUGCGUGGUUAAUGGGAAGCCCGUUAAGACGAGCGCUGAGGAUUCGAUCAAGGAGCUGGAUCUUUGGAAGAUGAUUCUCAAGGCUGGUGAAAAUCACUACAAGACGAAAUCGACUCAAUAAAGGCAGGUUGAAGUUCAAUGCCUAUUCACUAUCUAUCGUCUAUCGUCUACCAUCCUACCACAGUAUGUUGCCGUACACAUGCUAGCGUGUGUUACUUGUAGCUUUGAAAAGCUAUUCCUGGAGACGUUCCACAGGCAAGAGUAUGCGCCUCACUUUUCCUUGAAAUCAUGGCCAAUGUGUGCCACGUUAUUUGAGCAAAGCAUGUCAUGUUCGUGUUUCUGGUACGCUUGCGAGCAUAUGCGGACUUAGCGACCUCGGCCGAGGCCGCUGACUACUACAAAACGGAUAUAGGCGAUAAUACACCAUAU
Messenger RNA from Trematosphaeria pertusa, 1506 nucleotides. RefSeq names its product NAD(P)-binding protein. Gene Ontology annotation, biological process: NADPH regeneration. Gene Ontology annotation, cellular component: cytoplasm. The coding region runs from base 56 to 1198 and encodes 380 amino acids. NCBI's taxonomy places the organism in Eukaryota, Fungi, Ascomycota, Dothideomycetes, Pleosporales, Trematosphaeriaceae. Gene Ontology annotation, molecular function: oxidoreductase activity; nucleotide binding. The transcript is spliced from 2 exons. The record is from RefSeq and is a predicted model, not a curated record.